UCUCCACCUAAAAUUUUAACUUGUAUGUCUGUCUACCUCAGCGGCAGAUGGCGGUAAUACAUUUGUACGAUAUGGACCGUUUAUGUUGUGUUUGGCUAUUCCUUGUGGUUUAUUUUCAUUAUGCUUUAUCCCAGUGUGAAGAAGAGAAAGUAAUACCUGUGGGUAUUGAGAAGAUAACUGUUCGAUUCCCUCCAGUUAACCAAACCACAUAUGAAAAAUUUCUUUUUUGUGAAUGGAAAUUCGUUGCCGAAAAACCAGAUAUGCGAAUAGUUUAUCAAAUUUCCCAAGUUAGCGUCCAUUGUGACGACAGGUUAGAAGUUUAUCCUGCUGGUGAGACUUCAAACAAAGAAAAAAUUUGUUGUUCUAAUUGUUUAACGACUGGUCCAGCAACAAGGCCUGUAGCUGUAACGCCCGGGAGAAGUCUAAAAAUAGAUUUCAAUUCUGAUGGAACAACACAUGACUAUGAAAAGGGAUUUGAAGUGACUUUGGUUGCCUCUAAGCAUCAUGAUUACUGCCCGCUUGACUACAAGCCGAUUCAAGUGACGUCAGAGAAACUACAGAUAGCGUCUCCAAACUUUCCUGACUUAUAUGAAACCGGCCUGGACUGUAGAUAUGAGCUAACGUCUCCAACAGGCGUGAUUGUGCAAUUCCAGUAUAUUGAUGUUGAAGUACAUGAACAGUGUGAAAAUUCUUGUUGUGAUGUUAUCAACAUCUAUCAAGGAGCCGAAGUAACCCUUAAGAACAGAUUAGCUUCAAUGUGUUCUCUACAGAACUUUCAACAUGACAAGAUUUAUGAGAGUGUUGGAACGACUCUAACGCUUCAGUUUACAACGGACGCCAUGGGUCCAUUUCGUGGCUUUCUGGCAACGGUUCAAGCAAAAGAAGGCAAUCCCAUAACAACACGUCCACCAACCACUUCAACUACUAUACCAACCACCUUAGCAACAACUACAGAGCAAUUCAUCGAAGUUCUGGAAACAUUGCAACAUAGUAGAUUCGAGUUACGUUGUAAAAUACCCACGUUGGAAAAUGGAGUGGACAUCUCAUGGACCAAAGAUGGAAUGCCUUUUCUUACUUCUAAUACCAACAGAUAUUAUUUUUUGGAAGACAAUACCCUAGUUGUGUUUACGGCCAUACUUCAACAAGAUAGUGGGGUCUAUGUGUGUGAGGCUAAUGAUCCAUUUAUGACCACCUACAGUGCAAGAAUAGUAGUAAAUGACCAAGCAUUGAUGUGUACAGAAAGCACCUGCAAUGGGAAUGGAACCUGCAUUGAUAAUAAUCUCUCCUACACCUGUGACUGUUUUUCGGGAUAUGAAGGGAAACAUUGUGAAAAAGACACGGAUGAAUGUAAAACAUCAGAUUUCUGUAAGCGCGGAUCAUGUGUUAACACAGUGGGCACCUUCUAUUGUGAUUGCAUGACGUCCCCGGGAUGGACAGGACCUACCUGUGAUCAAGAUAUAGAUGAAUGUAAAAGCAACGUAUGCCCCCAAAAUUCUGUCUGCUCCAACAGUGUUGGAAGUUAUGAAUGCAGAUGCAAGAAAGGUUGGAGUGGUCCAUCAUGCGAAAUUGAUACAGACGAAUGUACGAGCAUUCCCUGUAGCAGGAACGAAGUCUGUGAAAAUACUCCUGGGACGUAUCGGUGUACGUGCAAGAAAGGCUGGACGGGGUUAAAAUGUGAAGAAGAUAUAGACGAAUGUAAGAACAUGCCAUGUAGUAGGAACGAAGUCUGUGAAAAUACUCCUGGGACGUAUCGGUGUACGUGCAAGAAAGGCUGGACGGGGUUAAAAUGUGAAAUAUUAACGAGUGUCAGGUCAAGAAAUCAAUAUGUGGUCAAAAUGGAGUGUGUAUCAAUGAGAGGGGAGGUUACUCAUGUAAAUGUAGCCCUGGUUGGUCGGGGUCCGAGUGUAACACAG
Saccostrea cuccullata (small rock oyster) is the source of this 1913-nucleotide messenger RNA. RefSeq lists its product as uncharacterized. Gene Ontology annotation, cellular component: protein-containing complex; plasma membrane. The record is from RefSeq and is a predicted model, not a curated record. Gene Ontology annotation, molecular function: calcium ion binding. The transcript has 15 exons. Gene Ontology annotation, biological process: heterophilic cell-cell adhesion; establishment or maintenance of epithelial cell apical/basal polarity. The annotation marks the transcript as partial. NCBI's taxonomy places the organism in Eukaryota, Metazoa, Mollusca, Bivalvia, Ostreida, Ostreidae.